Zeugodacus cucurbitae (melon fly) is the source of this 630-nucleotide messenger RNA. Its product is annotated as serine/threonine-protein phosphatase 1 regulatory subunit 10-like. The coding region runs from base 1 to 630 and encodes 209 amino acids. The transcript has a single exon. The record is from RefSeq and is a predicted model, not a curated record. Lineage: Eukaryota; Metazoa; Arthropoda; Insecta; Diptera; Tephritidae.
AUGGUAAAUAACGGUGACCGUGAUCUUGGCCUUGAUGCGCCGCAAUCGAGAGCGGCCGAACGGCAAGCGCUACGCAGUGCUAUGAAGCGCGCUGCUCGGGCGCAGCGUCGACUUCACGAAGCCAUUUAUCGUGCGGCGACGUGCGGUGAGGCGUGCGACACGUCAAGUUCGAGUGAAAGUGAUGGCGAGGGAACGGCAUUUAGAGGACGGCGACGCAAUGCCGGCGAAGGCGAUGAAGCGCAAUUUCACCAUCACCAACAAGGACCCUGGACUGGUCGGCGUCAUGGCAUGCGCGGCGCUCAUAGACCAUGGGCUUCAAUGCGCGGAUUUGCAUCAGGUAGGCAUACCAUGGGUUUUCCAGGUUGCGGUGCCGGUUUUCCAGGUAUGAUGUCACAUCCACAUCCCCACCCACACCACCAUCACCAUCAUCAUCAUGGUCCACAUCAUCAUCAUCGUGGCGCUUUUGGUGAUUUUCAUUCGUUUGCCGGACGUGGUGGCCAUUGUGGACGUGGUGGUCAUGGGCAUGGUCCAUCGCCCGGCGCUUUUGGCAGGCAUUUCCCCCACUUUGGUGGUGGUAUGGGUCAUUGUAGCGGAUACCGCGAGAGGGCGCGCAGUGUACCCAGAUUCUAA